CGACUCGGCUCAACUGCGGAGUUUGUCCAACAUACUGUACUCCAUAGUCGAGUCCACGUAUAGGAAUUAACCAAGGUUGGCUCGGUUCCUUAGUAGUCUAAGAAAGGCGCUCGGCGAUUACUUACUGUACACUGCUUUCUCAUCACAAGUCUGAUGAGCCGCGGCUCAUUUGCUCCCCGCGUUUCUGCCACCCCCGGAGACUGAUAAAAAAGUGCAGCUCCGGCCUUCGGGUACCAUAGUUCUCCUCUACUUUUCUUUUUUGUAUUCCUUCUCUUUCAGCUUUGCAGAUUUGUCGGUCUAUCCUAGCUUCAAAUCUUCACCACAUAGCAGCCAUGUCUUCUCCACAGCAGCGUUUAUCGUCCAUCUCCAAGCAGUUGUCGCCUGAAAGUGUGUCGGCGGCCAAGGCUAAGAUUCUCGCAAAAAACCCCGACGAUGUGGUCAUCACAUAUCUCGCCCGUACGCCGCUCACCAAGGCGCGCAAGGGUGGCCUCAAGGAUACCUCCGUCGAUGACCUCCUGAUCUCCCUCCUUACCGCUGUCCGCGAAAACUCCAAGAUCGACCCCAGCCUCGUCGAGGAUGUCUGCGUCGGCAACUGUCUCGCCCAAGGCGCCGCCUACAUUGCCCGCUCCGCCGUCCUGGCCGCUGGUUUCCCAGUGUCCACCGCCGCCUCUGUGACCAACCGCUUCUGCUCCUCCGGCCUCCUCGCCGUUCAAAACAUCGCCAACCAGAUCAUCGCCGGCUCUAUCGAUGUCGGCAUUGCUGUGGGCGCCGAAAGCAUGAGCACCAACGCCGAUGGCGGUCCCCCCGAGAUGGCCCAGCGUAUCAACGAGCACUCCAUCGCCUCGCAGAACUACAUGCCCAUGGGCCACACGUCGGAGAACGUGGCCUCACAGUUCGGUAUCACCCGUGAGCAGCACGAUAAGUUCGCUGCUGGUAGCUACCAGAAGGCUGAGCGGGCGCAGAAGGCUGGUUGGUUCGAGGAUGAGAUCGUGCCUAUCAAGACGCAGAUCAAGGACCCCAAGACGGGCGAGGUUAAGGAUAUCGUGGUGGACCGGGAUGAUGGCAUUCGCUACGGUACCACCGCCGAGUCUCUCGGCAAGAUCCGCGCUGCUUUCCCCCAGUGGCAGCCCAGUGCGACCACGGGUGGCAACGCUAGUCAGAUUACCGACGGUGCUGCGGCGCUUGUUCUGAUGAAGCGCUCCCAGGCGCAGAAGCUGGGCCAGCCUAUUGUUGGCAAGUUCUGCGGUGCUACCGUUGCCGGUCUGGAGCCUCGGAUUAUGGGCAUCGGCCCUUCCUUGGCUAUUCCUAAGAUUCUGGGCAAGUUUGGUCUGAACAAGGAUGAGAUCGAUAUCUUUGAGAUUAACGAGGCUUUUGCUUCUAUGGGUGUCUACUGUGUCGGCAAGCUGGGUCUGGAUGAGAGCAAGGUGAACCCCCGUGGUGGUGCUAUGUAAGUAAUCCCAGACUUGCCGUGUCAUUCUAUACUAAUUGUGCAACAGCGCCUUCGGUCACCCCUUGGGUGCUACUGGUGCUCGCCAAGUUGUCACUGCCUUGGCUGAGCUGCGUCGCCAGGACAAGCGUGUCGCUGUGACUUCGAUGUGUGUUGGAACUGGCAUGGGUAUGGCUGGUAUCUUCGUUUCCGAGCACUAGAGCCUCGACAUUUGGUCUUAGAAUUCCCCCUUUGUAAUUAUGUAUAUAUCUCACACAUGAAUUGCGAUGCAUGAUACACGUCCAGUGGAUGAG
Penicillium brasilianum is the source of this 1740-nucleotide messenger RNA. The record is from the annotation of a GenBank genome assembly. NCBI's taxonomy places the organism in Eukaryota, Fungi, Ascomycota, Eurotiomycetes, Eurotiales, Aspergillaceae.